Molecule: messenger RNA, 321 nt
Organism: Strongylus vulgaris
Lineage: Eukaryota; Metazoa; Nematoda; Chromadorea; Rhabditida; Strongylidae
Source: the annotation of a GenBank genome assembly
AUGGCCUUGUUUUUGAAAUCUGAGCAUUUUAUUUUUCUUCUCACUUUCGCUUUCUUCUUGCAGUUCUGGCGUGAUACUGACCACUGGUGGCGCGACUGGCCGUCGGAUUGGCCGCGAAUGGACGCAGUUAUGCCAAGAUUCACGUCGCACUUGGAUCGUCUGGAUCGAAACUGGAGAAAUGAUCCAUUCUGGCAGGAUAUUUAUCCCCGCUGGGCAGAGCCAAUAUUCAAGGUUGCACUUGAUUUUUUUGUACAUAGUAUUAUGAGAACUUGUCCCCUAACAUCGAAAGAUUAUUCCAACUCGUUGCUUCUGCUAGUUUAA